Messenger RNA from Rotaria sordida, 1110 nucleotides. The record is from the annotation of a GenBank genome assembly. NCBI's taxonomy places the organism in Eukaryota, Metazoa, Rotifera, Eurotatoria, Philodinida, Philodinidae.
AUGAACAAUUCUCUUUCAUUAACUAAUGCAAAACACGAUCCUAAAGGGUUAAAAAAUCCUAAACUUACAAAUCAAGGACAACAAUUACCAACAAAAUCAAAACUUUAUUCAUCGAAUGGUGCAAAAAAUUAUUCAAUAAAUAUCGAUGCUCAACAACCACUUCUUCAAUUAGGAUUUCGUAUAAAUGAAAAAUUAAUUGGUACUGGUUCUUAUGCAAAAGUCAAAAGAUGCAUACGUGAAAUUGAUAAUAAAGAAUUUGCAGUAAAAAUAAUCGAUCGUGAUAAAGCUCCUGCUGAUUUUGUUAGUAAAUUUUUACCACGUGAACUUGAUAUUAUUAGAACAUUAGAUCAUCCAAAUAUUAUCAAAGUACAACAUAUCCUUGAAACAAAAUCUCUUACAUUAAUCAUUAUGGAAUAUGCAUCGAAUGGAGAUCUUCUUGAUUAUAUAAAUAAAACAACUCGUCUACAAGAAUCAGUUGCUCGACGUAUGUUUCGUGAAUUAUGUGAUGCUAUUUAUUAUAUUCAUUUUCGAAAUAUAUGUCAUCGAGAUUUGAAAUGUGAAAAUCUUUUACUUGAUAAUCACUUACGAAUUAAAUUAGCCGAUUUUGGAUUUUCUCGUUAUUGUGUCGAUCCUUCGCCAACUGAUAAUAAAAAGAAUAUAUUUGAAAAAAAGAUUUUAAGUCGAACAUUUUGUGGUUCGGCUGCAUAUGCUGCACCAGAAAUUCUUCGUGGUCAAGAAUAUAAUCCAAAACUUUAUGAUAUUUGGUCAGCAGGAUGCAUUCUGUACAUUAUGAUUUAUUCAAAAAUGCCUUUCGAUGAUUCUGAUAUUAAAAAAAUGAUCGAAGCACAAAUGACAAAAGGUGGUCUUCGUUUAGGUAGUGAAGGUUCAUCUGAAGUACAAGAUCUUAUUAUACGUAUGCUUCAACCUGAAGUAACACAACGAUGGCCUAUUGAACUCGUACAAAGACAUCCAUGGUUUACUAGACAAAUAAAUGCUGACAAUCAAGGAUCAUCAAUAUCUUAUGUAAAUACAACGACUACAAAUCGCGGACAAGCUCAAGGUGGUGUUCACCAAAUAUCAAAACGACAAGGAUCACCGAUUUAUGCAUAA